AUGUUUGCUAAUUAAUAAUCUAGAAUCCCUCUUUUACAAUUAAAAUAAAAUUGUUCUAUAAUUGACCAAAUUUCCCGAGGAAAUACAUUCCGAUAUGAAUUUCCCGUUUCUUACGGUCAUAGAUAAAUGAAUAUUUUGGAUGACCUAUAAUAAAUUCAAUGCUAUUAUAACCCUUCUAAAAUAUUCGAAUAUUCAAUAUUUUUAUUUUUCAAAUAAAUGCUAGAACCUUCUAAAGAAUUUUAAGAAAAAGCAAAGGGAAGAUAAAAAUUUUAGCAUCAAGGGAGAACAAUAUAUGAGUGGGAUUAAACAUUGGAUGAUAUUAAUAUAUACAUAGAGCCGCCAAAGGCAGUUUUGAAAAAGUACGAGGAUUAAUUGGACAUAUAAAUAAAGGCUGAUCGUUUGAAGGUGGGAAUUAAGGGCAAUCCUCCAUUUAUGGAUGAGGCAUUAGUUAAAUAAUGCGAUUCUAGUGAGUCGUACUGGCUAGUGGAGGAUGAAGAACUUCACAUAAUAUUGCAGAAGGCAUACAAGGGAGAGUUGUGGCCAAGCGUGUUCGUUGGUCAUGGGAAGGUGGAUCCGAUGACGGAGCAGGAAUUGUAGAAGAAGAUGCUUUUGGAGAGGUUUUAGGAGGAACAUCCUGGGUUUGAUUUUUCAGGGGCUUAGGUGAAUGGGAUGGUGCCUGAUGCGAGGUCGUUUAUGGGAGGGAUAAAACAUAAUUGA
This is a messenger RNA of Paramecium tetraurelia, 717 nucleotides long. RefSeq lists its product as uncharacterized. The record is from RefSeq and is a predicted model, not a curated record. The transcript is spliced from 2 exons. Gene Ontology annotation, cellular component: cytoplasm. Gene Ontology annotation, biological process: protein folding. NCBI's taxonomy places the organism in Eukaryota, Ciliophora, Oligohymenophorea, Peniculida, Parameciidae.